Messenger RNA from Bactrocera oleae (olive fruit fly), 1152 nucleotides. NCBI's taxonomy places the organism in Eukaryota, Metazoa, Arthropoda, Insecta, Diptera, Tephritidae. The record is from RefSeq and is a predicted model, not a curated record.
GUGGAGAGUAUUUGCGGAAAACUUCUCAUUGUUCCAAAUGUAUAUUUAUUGAAAAAAUUUCUCUUAACACAUUAUUCAAUAAAAUUAACUAAUUAUUUAAUUUUUGUAUCAUAAACUAUUACAUCUGUCCAUUUAAAUAUGCAAACUUUUCAAUCAGCUUCAAGAAUGAUAGAAUACAGAUACAUACAUAUAUAGAGAAGAUUCUAUCAUUCUUAAAACAACUUUAAUAAAUCAAGAGAGAAAUUCUCCAAACUUCUCCAAAUUUCCACUGAAUUUCACCCUCUCAAGCGUUUCAUCUCAUGCGCUCUUCUUGAGUGAUGUACUCUUACUUUUCUAGAACUUUUGUUUCUGAGCAGAAUUUACCGGAACUUUCUAUACUGCUUUCACGGUCGAUGGCCCCUUUUAUUGAGAUAACAUGUAAUUCGCUACUUUUCAACCAUGACCACAGACAACAUAGCUGAAUUUUCGACGGCACCGCAAGAACUAUAAAUACCGGCACCGGCAAGUGUACGAACAACAGUUGUAUACAAACAUUUAACAGAAGCGUAACAAACAGUAUUUGCUACAAACAAAACUUGGCCGGCAAUUAGCAUUGGGUAAGCCAGAGAGGGCAAUUUCACCGCUAGUGGGCAAAGAUGGUUUCCAGGUGUCGAUGGAUGUCGCCCAUUUCAAACCCAGCGAAUUGAAUGUACGAGUUGUAGACAAUAGCAUCGUAGUGGAGGGCAAACAUGAGGAACGUGAGGAUGAUCAUGGUUACAUAUCUCGUCAUUUUCUGCGUCGAUACACGCUGCCCAAGGGAUAUGAUUCCAAUAAAGUGAUGUCAUCGCUUUCAUCAGAUGGUGUACUGACAGUUAUGGCGCCAAAGCCGCAGAUGGAAGACAAAUCCAAUGAACGUCAUGUACAAAUACAACAAACUGGUCCGGCACACUUGAACGUUAAGGAGAAUGGCAAAGAAGAGAAGAAGACUUAAACAUUUGCCGCCACUUCAAUUAUAUCAAUAACAACGCAUUCCUUAAAACAUAAACGCAUACACCUAUCCUCGAGCGGGUCUGGAGUUUAGUUCAUACAUUCGGAGUUUAAUUUAAUUAGCUUUUUCCAUUUUUAAUAUAGUUUGAAGUUUGUACUGAAGGAAAUAAAUGCCACUCAUUCGUU